This is a messenger RNA of Manis pentadactyla (Chinese pangolin), 1701 nucleotides long. It is a transcript of the gene DPEP1, whose product is annotated as dipeptidase 1. The coding region runs from base 316 to 1548 and encodes 410 amino acids. The record is from RefSeq and is a predicted model, not a curated record. The transcript is spliced from 11 exons. Gene Ontology annotation, biological process: proteolysis. Lineage: Eukaryota; Metazoa; Chordata; Mammalia; Pholidota; Manidae. Gene Ontology annotation, molecular function: metallodipeptidase activity.
UCAGGGGAGGGAUGGAAAGUGAGAGAAACGGAGACAACCCUGCAGGCCUCCAGACGAGGCGGGACUGGCCUCCUGCUCAGGGCGUCUUGGGCUCCCCGACUCCUCUCACCGCUGGAAAGCCCCCUAAUGGGGAGCGCCCACUAGUGCACCCAUAGGUGGGCACCACUGUAUGCCCAGUGAGGCCACCGAGCUUGACCUGGGGCAGACAGACAAGUUCAUCAGUACUAGGCAGAGCCGCGCCCCCCGGCUCACGCUUCCUCGUGCACACAGCCGGCCAGGCCAGCAGACACGCAGAAGCAGGGCCCUGGGCCUGUCAUGUGGCGCAGCUGGUGGCUCUGGCCCCUAGUGGCCGUCUGCACUUCAGACCAGUUCCAGGAUGAGGCUGCGAGAAUCAUGAGGGGCACACCUGUCAUUGAUGGGCACAACGACCUGCCCUGGCAGCUGCUGACCAUGUUCAACAACCAGCUUUGGGACGAGAGGGCCAACCUGACGAGCCUGUCCCGCACACACACCAACAUCCCCAAGCUGAGGGCGGGCUUCGUGGGGGGCCAGUUCUGGUCGGCCUACACACCCUGUGACACCCAGAACAAGGACGCUGUGAAGAGGACCCUGGAGCAGAUCGACGUCAUCCACCGCAUGUGUCAGAUGUACCCCGAGACCUUCGUGUGCGUCACCAGCAGCACAGGCAUCCGACAGGCCUUCCGGGAGGGGAGAGUGGCCAGUCUGGUGGGAGUGGAGGGCGGCCAUUCCAUAGACAGCAGCCUGGGUGUGCUGCGGGCACUCUACCACCUGGGCAUGCGGUACCUGACCCUCACCCACAGCUGCAACACGCCCUGGGCUGACAACUGGCUGGUAGACACGGGAGACGACGAGGCCCAGAGCCAAGGCCUGUCACUCUUUGGGCAGAGUGUGGUGAAGGAGAUGAAUCGGCUGGGCGUCAUCAUCGAUUUGGCCCACGUGUCCGUGGCCACCAUGAAGGCCACUCUGCAGCUGUCCAAUGCCCCCGUCAUCUUCAGUCACUCCUCGGCCCACAGGCUGUGCGGCCAUGCGCGCAACGUGCCUGACGACGUGCUCCAGAUGGUGAACGAGACGGGCAGCUUGGUGAUGGUGAACUUCUACAAUGAUUAUGUUUCCUGCAAAAAGGAAGCCACCCUGUCCCAAGUAGCAGACCACCUGGACCACAUCAAGAAGGUGGCAGGAGUGGGAGCUGUAGGCUUUGGUGGAGACUUUGAUGGUGUUUCAAGGCUCCCACUGGGGCUUGAGGAUGUGUCCAAGUACCCAGACCUGGUCGCUGAGCUGCUCAGGAGGCGGUGGACGGAGGCAGAGGUCAGGGGCGCCCUGGCUGACAACUUACUGAGGGUCUUUGAGGCCGUGGAGCAGGUGAGUGAUCGCACCCAAACCCCUGGGGAGGACCUCAUCCCACUGGACAAGCUGGAGGCUUCCUGCAGGACUGCGUACGGUUACUCAGAGGCCUCCGGCCUCCACCGCCAACCAGGGGCCCUGCUGGCCUCUCUCGCCCCCCUGCUCUUCAGUCUGCAUCUGCUAUGACUCCCUGGGGGCCAGAACCCCUCGGGCUCCUGCAGCUUGGAAGACCGACCCUCAGAGCGGCAGCGAUCCCAGGAAUGCACCACCUGUGUGCAAGGCCUGGGCUCCCCUCGGCCGGGGUGCCGUGGGCCCUCAAUAAAGGCAUUCGCCCCUUAA